UUUUAGCCCGCCCAGUACUGCUUGACUCUCCAGGCUCUUCUCCCUGCCCUCCACCUCCUCUUGACCGUCCCCUCCCCCUCCCUCCUCCCCUUCUUGACACUGGCUCCUUCGAUUUCUUGUAUGUUAGCUUGACUCUUUCCUCAAACAACCCACAACCCACCGAAAACAUCAAACUAACCUCAGAAGAAGAAAGAGAAAAUUCGAUCAAAACAACCUCCUACUCCGUUUGACCAGAAGGCACUACCUGAAAGAGAACUAGGAAAACAACACCAGCACUCAUCUAUCAACCAACUCUUCCGCGUAUCAAUCCGAGCGUCCCACCAACAUAUCGCCAAAUUACCUCGGCAUCCCCAGCUCAGCCAACGAACAACGACCCACAUACAUCACUCAAGACCUUACCUUAUCCUCACUUUGGUCCACAAAACUCUCAACUUGAGAAAGAUACCCGCCCACUCAACCUGGUGUCUCUUGCUCACCAGUCGCAUAUUGUUUGAUCUCAAAGUUCACUGUAAGAAACUUUCACAUCCCUUGCCCACCUCACGCUCCAACGAAACACUAAAAAAGAGAAAGCCGAUUAUCGGACAGUCAAUCAAACGACCCCUUUCCGAAUUGAGUGAUGACUUUGACCGAUGACGAAUCAGAUCUCUCCGAGACCUUAUCUUCUGCUGGAUCUACCAUACCUCUACCUUCAAGUGAAUUAGGUAGUCGGGCCGCUAGUGAGGAUCCUACUAGCCCCUCUGGUCUUGCCCCUUCAUCCAAAACAUUCCCAAAACUUGAUCGUAGACGUAAAUCUCGUUUUAUCAAACCUAAAAAUAACAGCUCUACGCCUUCUCUCCCUACCCCCAAUCCUGAUAAGGAACCCAAAAUUAGAAAACAACGACCAUCUACUCGUCCUACCACCGGCCCUGCUAAUGGCCCCAUAGCGUCAUCCUCAAACACCGCAACAUCUGACCGUCUAAUUAAAGCAGAAUCACUUCCUCCACCCAGCUCAGAAAACGGUAUUCAUCGCAACAGUACUUCUAGCAACCUGACUCGUCCCACCAGUGCCAAAGGUGUUAUCUUUGGGCCUCAGCCUCAUACCAAUCCCGAAGAACCCUCAAACUCGUCUAUUCCACAUCCCUGCACCUCUCAUGGUCAUCUGCCGCUCUUUGAACAACCUGUUCUCUUACAAGGCGCCCGACCAAGACGGAAGCCUCAUUCGAUAACUCUCAAGUCUAAGAAGAGCAACAAAGGUCGAAAGCCCAAGGGUUACAACUCAGCUACCAAACCAACAUCAUCCUCCCUCGAUAAAGAUUUUAGUAACCAUUCUGCCAUGGAUCGCGAUCCUUCAGCCACCCCCACAGCUGCUACCUUUAAAGAUGAGGAAUCCAGUCUAACCGAGCAAAGUUCCUCCGAUGAGGCCUCAUCAACCGAUCGCCCGGCGGCUCGCAGUCGGACUGCGAGUCCAUCACGGCAUCCAUUUCAACCGUUACCCGACCUUGAUUCACAACAGGCGGCUUUGCAAUCGGAAGAUCAUUGGCCUAACCCAGCACAAGACACGCGACCCUCACCUAUUCCUAUCACAUCAGCAUUACCCCAACGUCAUCCCCCAAGCACCAAUCCAAUUUCAGCUUCUGACACUACUUCCUCGAAAUGCAAUUCAGUUCGAUUACCCCAAGCUCUAGAUUCUCCCAGGAUUCCGCUUCCUGACUCGGGGCAACUAUGUUCCUCAAGCAGCCUUAACAAAGGACCUGUCCAACUCCAAGCGCAAGGGACGACUAGCUGCUCUACUCAAAAAGUAAAUGGUAGAAAUACAAGUGAAGAGAGUGCCCUUACUCCUGAUCCUGAGGACGUUCGACUAGGUACCGAUCAAAUCAUCAAGCCAAAACCUCUACCUCCUUCACAGAACACCCCUAUUCAUACUUCAGCACCAUUACUGAAUUCACACCACCUCUCCCCAACAUAUACGAGUCCCGUCCGAUCUCUACACGCUGAUCAACCACCAAUUAAUCAUCUCUUGCCCUCAACCUCCGCAGAUGGCACCUCAAUUUCCACCCCCAGCCUCAAUCUCAAGUCUCGACCACCAAAUAUCAUCCCUCCUUCAAUCUUAAAACCCAAUCUAGGAACUUCCACCAUUGUUGAUCGAAUUGCCGAAGCCGACCUACAAUCUGCGGCUUUCGGUACUGACUUUUCUUCUGCCAGCCCUCUUCCAUCUCGCAACCGCCUUGAGCCGAGUCUUUUUCCUAACGAGCCUGUUGAACAUCUCACAGAUGAUGCCUUGGAUGGCGAACCGAUCAUCGAUGAUAUGAUGGACUAUGACCUUGACCUGGACGAUGAUGAACCAACAUUAGAUACACUGAUGGACCUUGGGCAAGAGCCUUCAGAAGCCGGCACUUCAGCAGUCGAUGGCGUCCCAGUCCCUGAUUCAGAAGACGUGCUCGAAUACAUGGAGGCCCAGCCUUCUUUGAAUCCACAAUCAUCACACAGAACAUGCUAUACCGAACUUGAUUCCCCUCCGCCUCCUAAGUCGAGACAGUCGCCCGAGUCGGAGCAGGAGCCACCUAAGCCUCGGACAGAGAAACCCAAACACGCAAAGACGCAUCCUCCCGAAGUGAUCUACGAGCAUGAUGAUCACGUUCGGCGGCGAGAGGAUGCUUUGGAGGCUAUGGUUAAGAUUGAAAUUAUGUUUGCGCAGGUCAGGGAUCGCCUGUAUGCCGAACGUCUGUCAGAUGUUUACCGGGAGACUGCGGCAGUACAGCAUGGUUCGCAUCCUGAAUUGAAUGAAUACUAUCAGCUGCUGGAAAGAAAGCGUGACGCUCGCUUAUCACUAGCACACAAAAUCUUCAAUCUUAAGGAAAUCGAGCUGAACAAAAAACGCGAAGCUGCCACUAACUCGGUUUGGACCAGGUGGUACGAGGCCAAAACCGAAUUACAUGAUAGCAUGAUCGUGGAAACACAAAAGCAAAUGAAACAGCUAGAGCGCGAGAAAUGUCAACCUGAUCUUCGAUAUAAUGUUGAAGUCCAACUACUCCCUAGACCAAUAAUACCCCGGCACAACCCAGGUAGAAGAUCCCGCAAGCGAGCCCGGUUAGAAAUGGAUGAAACAAACGAAGAGCUAUUGGCGAUUCAACUGCACACAGCAAUCGCUAAGCGGGCGACAGUGAAUCUAAGUACACUGACGUCUGAAGAAUCAUGGGCUGAUUUGUCGGUGAUGAAGCCACAAUCAAGAAAUGCCCACCUGGAUCCUGUGAAUAUUCUUUGUGCUCCCCAAAGUAUGGCCACUUAUUUUCGUGAUGAUCCUUAUGAACCCACAACAGAACCCUCGAAAAAGCUUCUACCGUCCCUUGGUAGUGGCGACAAGCUAGAUAACCACCAUAACCUGGCUCGCGAUCCGGCGAUUAUCGGAGCCGAGAAGCUCAUCGCUCUCAAUCCCAAACUGAUACACUCACGUGCAUCCUACCCAUCUCAGGUUCAAAGCCUUAGUUCACCCUCAUCUAAGUUACACUCUCGGCGGCUCAAUAAUGGACUGGAUGGUCUGACAAACAUCCAUACUAGCUCAUCAUCACGGACCGUACGAAACUCGAAUCGACUGACGUCAGAGCAAAUCGAGCCCGACUUGAGUCGGCUGCCGGGGACGACGAACAAUGGACAGUAUUUCAAAUCAGAUCGCCGGCCUACGCUAGAUUCAGUGAUGGCCCAUAAUACCCCGGAACGACUGAAGGGCCAAUUGAAAACGAGCAACGGUUCGAGCGAUCCGGUGUCUUAUACUCUGACUACUGCUUGUAUAGGAUCCUCUCCCAGUCAGACUACCCAUCAUCAGCUUCCAUCUAAUAAUCACCUUCGCCAUCAAACUCCUAACAUUCAAAACAAUCAGAAUCGCAGCAACCAUCCUACUCCGUUAUAUCCUUCCGUUCCUAUCAGUGUCAAUUACCAUGAAAGAGUCAAAUCUCAACUUGCUUGAUCAUAACUUGUAACAUUUUUUUUUCAAUUUUGUUCCACACGUCCUCCCUUAUCUUUAUCUUUACAUUUUUAUUAUCUUAUUUGAUUUUCCUUUGGAGUCUUUUUACAUCAUAUCCCCAUUCCCAUACUCCCUCUUGGUUGAUAUUUUUUUUUCUCCCCAAACCUUGAUCACAUGAACUUUUUUUGCUUUGAAUUUUCAUUUUUUUUUUUUUUUAAUUCUGGUUUUUUUGGUU
This is a messenger RNA of Puccinia graminis f. sp. tritici CRL 75-36-700-3, 4172 nucleotides long. RefSeq lists its product as uncharacterized. Gene Ontology annotation, biological process: negative regulation of transcription by RNA polymerase II. Bases 617 to 3940 code for a protein of 1107 amino acids. Gene Ontology annotation, cellular component: Sin3-type complex. The record is from RefSeq and is a predicted model, not a curated record. Lineage: Eukaryota; Fungi; Basidiomycota; Pucciniomycetes; Pucciniales; Pucciniaceae. Gene Ontology annotation, molecular function: histone deacetylase binding. The transcript has 7 exons.